Molecule: messenger RNA, 1748 nt
Organism: Erythranthe guttata (spotted monkey flower)
Lineage: Eukaryota; Viridiplantae; Streptophyta; Magnoliopsida; Lamiales; Phrymaceae
Biological process (GO): regulation of transcription by RNA polymerase II
Cellular component (GO): nucleus
Molecular function (GO): DNA-binding transcription factor activity, RNA polymerase II-specific; RNA polymerase II cis-regulatory region sequence-specific DNA binding; protein dimerization activity
Source: RefSeq, a predicted model, not a curated record
UUUAAAAAAGCAAGAAAGAAAGAUAGGAGGGAGAGGCAAUAUAUACAUACAUAUAAUACAUACACACAAAAAGAUUAACCUAAUUACAAUAGUACCCCACAAGUAUAAAAUACUCUUGUCUUGUGGGGUUUUCUUUUUACCAUUUCUGAGGCUGUAAUUACAAAUUUGAAAGCUCGUUUUGUUGCUCAAACAAGGAAAUUAUUAAGUGUUUAAUUUAGGAGAGAUAAAAGUCUAGAGAGAGAGAGAGAGAGAGAGAAUAUAUUUGAGGGGGGUGAAAUUAAUUGUUGAAUUUGCAACAAAUGAUGGCUGGAAACCCUAACUGGUGGAGCAUGGUGACGAAUAAUGGCAUGCACCCACAAUCUCAACAGCUUUCUAACUCUCACUCGUUUAUCUACGGCGGCUCUAACUCCCCGCCGCCGCCGCUUUCUCCGCACCCCCCUUCUCCGGCGCCACAUCACCAUCAUCCCGACCACGACUUUCCAGUUAGGUCUUGGAGCCAAAUGCUUUUGGGUGGACUGGGUGGUGAGGAAGAAGAAAGAUUUGGUGCAAGUCUUUUUCAACAACAAAAGAAGUUGGAGAAUUGGGAAGAACAAUUAGUCUUUAAUAAUUUCACUAAUAAUAUUAAUACUAGGGUUAUUAAUAAUAAUAAUCCUAUUGUUGAUGUGAAACAAGAAGUUGUUGCUCAAGCCACCUAUGGCCGCCACGUGUUAUUACAAGAUGAUGAUAAUCAUCAAUUUCAAGCCAAUAAUAAUUACUCCAAUUCUACUAAUUGGCCUAUUAAUAUUAAUAUUAGUAAUAAUAAUAAUAAUUCUCACCACCAAGUGAUGCCGGUUUCUUCCCCAACUUCUUGUAUCACUACUUUGAGCAACAAUAUCUUGAAUUUCUCCGGCGGCAAGCAGGCGGCGGCGGCGACGCAGCAGCGUAAAAAUCAACAGCACAAUCAAGAUCACUCAUCAGAGAGCAAUAGCACAAAUAGUGGUGGGGUAUCGAAGAAGGCUAGGGUUCAACAGUCUUCAGCCCAACCAGCUUUGAAGGUGAGAAAGGAAAAGUUAGGGGAUAGAAUAACAGCUCUUCACCAGCUUGUUUCUCCAUUUGGGAAGACUGACACAGCUUCUGUCUUGUCAGAAGCAAUUGGCUACAUUAGAUUCCUUCAGGGUCAAAUUGAGGCACUGAGCUCUCCAUACAUGCGUAAUCCAGCAGGAAAUACAGUGCACCACCAACAUUCUGUUCAAGAAAGGAAUUGUGUGUACCCCGAAGAGAAUUGUCAGUUCUUGAACGAUUUUGGCGUGGAAGCAAGAGGAGCUGCUAAGCAGGAAUUAGAAAGCAGACAAGUGGUGAAUGACUUGAGGAGUAGAGGGCUUUGCUUAGUUCCAAUCUCAUGCACUCAAAAUGUGGCAAAUGACAACGCCGCCGAUUACUGGGCUCCGGCGGCUCUUGGCGGCGGCGGCUUUUGAUUUUCCGGCCAAUUUUGCCCCGGCCGCCACAUGCAAUCGUACCUGCUGUAACAUCAGAAACAGUCACUCUCUAAAAUUAAGGGCUGACUGCCUUUGAUGCUACUAAGCUAGCUGUUUGUUUUAUGCAUGGCCAUGUUACAAAGUUCUGAUCAUAGGGUGAAACAAAACUAAUUAAACAUAUUAUUGAGGGUCUUUCUGUAAUUAACUUAAAUAAAGUAAUUUUAUGUGCCGUUUAGAUGCAUGUUUAUGUUAACUUGUGGCAUUGUUCAUUGUCGUAUCAAGAUUUAAUUGUGU